Musca vetustissima is the source of this 1146-nucleotide messenger RNA. RefSeq names its product tyrosine aminotransferase (gene Tat). Gene Ontology annotation, biological process: biosynthetic process; aromatic amino acid metabolic process. Gene Ontology annotation, molecular function: L-tyrosine:2-oxoglutarate transaminase activity; pyridoxal phosphate binding. The annotation marks the transcript as partial. The transcript is spliced from 2 exons. The record is from RefSeq and is a predicted model, not a curated record. Lineage: Eukaryota; Metazoa; Arthropoda; Insecta; Diptera; Muscidae.
GUGAUCCCACAACAUUUGGUAACCUCAAAGCCUCCGAUGAGACAAUGAAAGCUGUUUUGAAUUCCAUCGAAAGUGGCAAAUAUAAUGGUUAUGCUCAUACGCAAGGACAUGAAAGUGCCCGCCGUGCAAUUGCCAAAUAUAGUGCCCACCAGAGUUCCGAAGAAAUAAAACCGGAAAAUAUUUGCAUAACCAGUGGUUGUUCUUCCGCCUUGGAAUAUUCUAUUUUGGCUUUAGCUGACAAGGGUCAAAAUAUUCUAAUACCACGUCCUGGAUUUUGUUUAUAUCAAACAUUGACCGAAGGUCUGGGUAUCGAGGUGCGCUAUUAUGAUCUCUUGCCGGAAAAACAGUGGGAAUGUGAUUUGCAACAAAUGGAAUCGCUGAUCGAUGAAAAGACCGCAGCCAUUGUCAUUAAUAAUCCCAGCAAUCCUUGUGGCAGUGUAUUCAGUAAACAACAUUUGGAGGAUAUUCUGGCCAUAUGUGAGAAAUAUUAUUUGCCCAUUAUUGCCGAUGAGGUUUAUGAACAUUUUGUGUUCCCCGGCGCCAAACAUUAUGCUGUCAGUUCGCUGUCGAAAAAUGUGCCCGUCCUAUCAUGUGGUGGCCUCACCAAACGUUUCAUUGUACCAGGAUGGCGUACUGGCUGGGUAAUAAUACACGAUCGUGAAAAUCGUUUGGCUGAAGUGACGCAAGGUUUGAAAAACUUGUGUGGCCGUAUUUUGGGUUCCAAUACCCUGGUGCAAGGUGCUAUUCCGGAUAUUCUGGAAAAGACUCCACAAAGCUAUUUCGACAGUAUCAUCGAAAUAUUGAGCGAAAAUGCAAAUCUUGCCUAUGGCAUGCUCAAGAAGAUUCGUGGCCUAAAUCCCAUUAUGCCCAACGGUGCCAUGUAUAUGAUGGUUGGCAUUAACAUUGAACAAUUUCCCGAAUUCAAAGAUGACACACAAUUCGUCCAGGAAUUGGUUAAUCAACAGAGUGUAUUCUGUCUGCCCGGCAGUUGUUUUGAAUAUCCGAAUUUUGUGCGUAUCGUUUUGACGGUACCCAAAGCUAUGAUUGAAGAAGCCUGUGCUCGUAUUGCGGAGUUCUGUGAAGCCCAUUACAAAGUCGAUAGUACGAUAAUUGAAAAUAAUCUACUGGAAGAGAUUCCAUAUUAGA